UAUUAAAUUUGGCCUUUGACCCUUUGGCAAGAAGAAAUAGAAGCAGAUCCUUUCUGAGGCCUUAGCGCCUUGGCCUUGUGAAGGAGGCUAAGCUAGAGGCCAGCUCAUGAGCUGGUGGUGAUGGCCGUGUACCCAGCUCAACUGACAGUGGAGGAGAAAAACCUCAAGAAAAGAUAUGCAAAGCUUCUGGAGAAGCGUAAGCAGCUACUCAAGUCACAAGAGAAGCCAUUGCUCAAAUCCAGCUCUACCAAGCCCUCUGGAGAGAUACUGUCUCCUAGAGAUGCAAUGGCUGCUGCUAAGAAGCUCCUAGAGGCUGGGAAACUGAAACUUGGCAAAAAGAAUCCAGUCAAGAAAACGGGAUUCAAGAGAGUGGGAGAGACACCGAACGAUGCACCACCGGCCAAGAAAGCCUCGACUGUCAGCUUCUCUCGAUCUCCUAAGGAUCCAAUAGAACAGCAGCAACAGCAACUGAAGCAGAAAAAAGUGGUCGAUCAGAUUCAUUAUCAAAAGAGCUUGUACAAGAGAACAUUUGUGAAGGGAUCUACUGCCAGGGAUAUUGAGCGUAUUCCUAAGAAACAAGAAGACGACGUCGCCACGGCAACUACUGACAACAAGGUCUCAGGGACACUCAAGGAGCGUACAGUGUAUGUGCGGGUGGAGUUUGGUCCCGUGCUCUCUGAGAAUGCUUUGCAGAAGGCGUUCUCAAGAUUUGGAGAAAUUGAUAAAAUAGAACUUCGGACAUCAGCAAAGUCAGCCUUUGUCAGUUUUGUGAGUUUGUCUUGUGCCUCGGCAGCCGCCAGAAAGAUGAACCGUGGUAUGAUUCGUGGAUAUGAGGUGAUAGUUCAACCAGCGGGAGAUGAGAACCACUUUGUAGAGCUUGCUGGAGAGGCAGCCUCUAACCCAUGGGCCGUCAUCGCUGCUGGUAAGGAAGUGUCUGCUCCAGUCAAGAAAGCUCAGUCACACAGAACUCAGAAAUCUUAUGAAAACAAUGACUUUUAGGGCAUCACAUUUUUUCUCACUCACUUAAAUCAAUUCAUCUGAUUUGCUUACUGUGAUAUCAUUACACUGUGUAGUCAACAGUAAAUUAAAAACAUAACGUGUGUACAUGUGCCAUAAAAAUGGAUUAAUAAUAAA
Molecule: messenger RNA, 1134 nt
Organism: Halichondria panicea
Lineage: Eukaryota; Metazoa; Porifera; Demospongiae; Suberitida; Halichondriidae
Exons: 11
Coding region: 121-999 (292 amino acids)
Biological process (GO): negative regulation of transcription elongation by RNA polymerase II
Cellular component (GO): NELF complex
Molecular function (GO): RNA binding
Source: RefSeq, a predicted model, not a curated record